Molecule: messenger RNA, 597 nt
Organism: Pseudopipra pipra
Lineage: Eukaryota; Metazoa; Chordata; Aves; Passeriformes; Pipridae
Product: serine/threonine-protein kinase PAK 3-like
Exons: 5
Coding region: 1-597 (198 amino acids)
Biological process (GO): regulation of MAPK cascade; intracellular signal transduction; protein phosphorylation
Cellular component (GO): cytoplasm
Molecular function (GO): protein serine/threonine kinase activity; ATP binding
Source: RefSeq, a predicted model, not a curated record
AUGUGUCCUGUGGCCAUCAAGAUGAUGUGUCUUUGCAAGGAAAAGUACGCAAGAGAGAUAAUUUUAACUGAGGUUUCACUCUUGAGUAGCGUGAGGCACCCCAAUAUCAUUCGCUAUAUAGACAGCUACCUUUUCAAUGAACAACUCUGGCUGGUGAUGGAAUACGUGGAGGGAUGCUCCUUAGCUACUGUGGUUUUCAUACAAGCUCUUGAGGAAGAGAUGAUAGCCUCUAUCAGUCGGGAGUGCCUGAAAGCCCUGGACUUCCUUCAUUCAAAUCUAGUGAUCCACAGAGACUUCAAAAGUGCCAAUAUUCUUCUCGGAAUGGAUGGAUCCGUCAAAUUGAUUGAUUUUGGCUUCUGUGCUUGGCUUAAUCCCUGGGAGAAGAAACGGAGGUCUUUAAUUGGGACUCCUUUCUAUAUGGCACCAGAAAUGUUGGCAGGAGACAAAUAUGAUGCCAAAGUGGACAUCUGGGCCCUUGGGAUCACGGCACUAGAAAUGGUGGAUGGUCCUACACAGGUAAGGUGCAAAUACUGUCAGAGAGCCCUGCCUUUCUCCCCUGAGCCAUAUCUUUCUCCCACUCACAUCAGCUUGAACUAG